GGUAUCGGUUUCCGCCGUUGGUUUUUGAAGCUGCGCGGGUUGCGGGCUCCGAGCGCGCACAUCUUGGGCGGGUUAGGACCCAGAGCAUCCCACGGACCUGGCGCUGCGCUGCAGCUACCGCUGCGGAGGCGUGCUCUUCUGCAGCACCGCGCCAUCCCAUCCUUCCAUUCAUUCCUCCCUUGCUCAGGGCUUGAAAACUUCGUUACCGUUGGUAUUUUGAACUGGAUAAUUCCUUGGUUUGUUUCCUCGCGCGUGCGUGUGUUUGUGUGUGAUCCUUUUGCUAGAUGUUUAGCAGCGUCCCUGGCUGUAUCCCUUAAGAAACCCCGGAUCAUCCUUCCUCCUGGAUCUUAAUAAACCAGAGCGUCUCCAGGCUUUGCCAGCUGACACCUGUGGGGCAAAUUGCCGCUGCUUUUCUCUCUUGAGUUGAGAAUCUUAACCUGCGUCACAUUUUCACGGAGCUUCUAGUGAAGCAGCUGCGCAUGUCUCAGUCACUGCGGAGACCCAGGUGUCCAAAGGGACGUCAGUUCCUUCAAGACUCUAAAUUGGAUUCUGGAGACAUUGGUAGUUUGCUGUGGGUAAAUAGUACCUGUUGGCAGAUCGUACAUACUCAGAUAGUCUACACGGGACUGGAUUCCCGCUGGUGACACAAUGCAGGCUUCAGUGGCCUCGAACAUGCUGGCAGCUGCCUCCCCAGGCCCUCCAGCUCUGGCUUCACUUGAACAAAGCAGGGUCUCUGGAAUGGAUACUUCUAGGGCCCAAGAAAGGCUCUUAAGAGGAUAUGCUGAUGACCUAGAUUCUUUCAGGCAGAAGUUCAGGUGGUUUUGUUACUCACAAGAAGAAGGGCCCAGGAAAACCCUGAACCAGCUCUGGGACCUCUGCAAGCAGUGGCUGAGACCAGACGUUCACACCAAAGAGCAGAUCUUAGAGCGGCUCGUGUUUGAGCAGUUCCUGAGGGUUUUGCCUGGAGAGAUGAGGAUUUGGGUGAAUUCUCAGCAUCCCAAGAGUAGUGUGGAGGUGGUGACCCUGGUAGAAGAUUUGAACCAAACACUUGAAGAAAGGGAAGAUCUUAGCACUCAAGAUUCUGCCGUGUGCAAAGUGGAGGAUUUGGGAGAAGAGGAGAUGGUGGCUGUUCCUCCGAAUGUGGAGCCACGUGAAGCAGUAACAUUUGAGGAUGUGUCUGUGAACUUUACCAGAGGGGAGUGGAAGAUGCUGGAGCCGUCUCAGAGGGAGCUAUAUAAGGAAAUGCUGCUGGAAAACUUAAGGAACCUAGAAUUUUUGGGCUCUCCAGUUUCCAACUUUGAUUUGAUUUCCCAGCUGAAGUGGGUUAAGUUGCCAAGGGUACUGGAAAAAGAAAUCUCAAAAGACCCCAGACCAGAGGGUGAGUCUAGACGUGAAUUGGAUGCUUUUCUGGAAGACCUCACUUUAGAGAAGACAAUAGACUACUGCUUUAGUGAUAAUGGUUAUGGCUUGAAGGCAGAAUUCCAGAAACGAUAUGGCAAGUCCAAAAAAGAUCAUAGCAAGCAGAGUAGCCAUCAGAGUAAAGAUUCUGACUCAAAAAAGACUCCCUCUGGAAAGAAUUUGAAACAAGCUUCAGACGCAGCUAAACAUCGAGGAACCUACUUAACAAAGAAGUCUCAUGGGUCCAAGGAAGGGAAGAAGUCCUUCACCUUCCACUCAGAUCUUGUGACCCGCAAAGAACACGGUACAGAAAAGUCACGGAAAUGCAGCGGAAGCGAGAAAGGCUUGGUUUACUCUUCAUCUCAUACCAAACAUAAGAGACAGCCGAGAAUUGGCUCGUUGAGCAAGACCUACAAGUGUAGUAAGUGUGGCGUAGCCUUCACUCCAAACUCAUGGUAUCAUAGUAAAAGCUCACAAUGUGAAAAAUGCCAGAAGAAUUUAUUUCAAGGGGAAACGUCAAAUAAAGACAAAGGGCCUGCACCUGAAGAGCCCAGUAAGUGCAGGAAAUGUGGGAAAGCCCUUGGCAAUAGUUCACAACGCUCCAUGUGCACUGAAUGUAGAGAAGCUCACAAACCUCGGCCAUCUAAAUCCCAUAAAAAACGAGACGAGAAAGGAAAGCGGUACAAGUGUGAUGAAUGUGGAAAAUACUUUGUUGGUUUACAAGUUCUCGAGAUUCAUCAAAGGAUCCACACAGGAGAAAAGCCCUAUGUAUGUAAACACUGUGGGAGAUCCUUCAAUGACAACUCGUCAUUUUUUCAACACCAGAGAAUCCACACCGGAGAGAAACCAUACACGUGUAAGGAGUGCGGGAAAUCCUUCACGCUUAGCUCCUCUCUUUCAAAACAUCAGAGGAUACACACCGGAGAGAAGCCCUACAAAUGUAAGGAGUGUGGAAAAGCCUUCAGACAGAAUUCUUGCCUUACUCGACAUCAGAGAAUCCACACUGGCGAGAAACCAUAUGUGUGCAAGGAUUGCGGCUCAUCCUUUAGCCUUUUUAGUACUAUCCUCUAUCAUCAAAGACUUCACGCAGGAGAAAAACCCUACAAAUGUACCCACUGCGAUAAGGCCUUCCCUACUCACUCCCGCCUCGGCCGCCAUUUGAGAUGUCACACCGGUGAAAAGCCAUACAAAUGUAAAGAGUGUGGGAAGACAUUCAGACAGAGCUCAUCUCUUAAUUUGCAUCUCCGAAGUCAUACCGGAGAGAAGCCCUACAAAUGUGAUUUCUGUGGCGCCGCCUUUACUAGGAGCACAAUCCUCGUUGAACAUCUGAAAACACAUACAAAACAUGAAUGUAAAAAAUGUGGUAAGAAAUGUAAAAGUCGGGCAGCCAGUCUUAAACAUUGCUGUACUGAGUAAUUCUGGGAAUGUAGUAUGUGGGGGGAGGGGGGAGGCUAGUUCCGGUUGUGAUCUUAUUUAAAACCUUGUCAUGUAAACUGCCCACAGCAUUGAUUAGAAGCUUCAGCUUCAGUGGGUUGGUUCACAACUAGGAGUAGCCUUCUUCCCCUUUGGUCCCUCUUCUUGAGGGUGGCCAGUUUUGAUUAGAGCUGAUAAAAUUAUAUUGACCUGAAGAAAGCAUGUGAACUGAACUAAUUCUGACAAGGCAAACUUCGAAAGACUCUUUUCUUCACGGAUGUCUCUCCUUGGCUUCCUUCCACAGCAUACAGUAGAAUGGAAAAGAACUUAACAACCUAGGCUCUAUCCCAGUUUGCCAACCAGCCACUGUGUUGCCUAAAGAAGUCACUUAGACCUUCUGAGUCUUCGUUUCUUUACCAGUAGAGUGAAGAGAUGGUAUUAAUGAUGGCUAAGUUUUCUUUUUAUCUGAUAUUCUGAUACUGCAGAAAAUAACUUGAACAUGUUUGGUUCAUUGGACUCAUCAUGUCUGGUAGACACUCUCUCACAGGGUGGUGUACUUCUAGAUUGGUGAGAAUGUGGAGUGUUUGAUGUAGGGUCCCUCGAAUGUGAUAGAACGAUUCAGGGAAGCUCAGCGAAGUUUGCUUUCAGGGAAUGUUCGAAUUUGCACAAAUCACCCCAGUCUGCUUAUCUUUUGAGUUUUGCCUCGGUGGAUUGGAAAUUCAGAGAGCUUGCACCUGAGCCAGCUCCACCAUGAAAGUAAUGGUCUGAAGAGAAAAACCAGAAACAAUUGUUUUGGUUGGAUAUUUCCCCCUGCAGCGAGCACAGCCUCCUGCACCACAGUGUUUAAGAAUUCUGUACGCAAAAGUCACAAGAUGGUAGAUUGGAUCAGGUUGGGUCCUUAGACAUGUUUUAGUUGGUUUGUAGGAUGGGGCAUGUAUGUACAUACACAGAUUUUACUCUUUAGAAAUAAGGAGUUUUGCAUUUUAAGGGAAGCAGAGUUUGUCUUUCAAAAUGCAUAGGAGCUGACCACAUUAGCCUAUGUCCAUGGACUACUCAGCUGUCCCAGGUGUGGUUGCCAGUUGAAAUGCCAGGUUUCUCUUAUACCUGGCUUUCCUACUGCAGCCUUGUGGUAUUUUUUUACUCUGUCAUUUAGAUAAUACAUACACUAAAAUCUCAAGGGAGACCCCCCCCAAUUGAGAACAAGUAAAAGUCAGGAAAAGAACUCAGAAGUAAGUUCUACUUGACACUUUUUUUUGUAAAGUGAGACUUCAUGGAAGGGACUAUAUGAGUAUUGAUGAGCCGAUGGAAUCUUAACUUCUGAGGAAGGAAAUCAAGACUCUGAAUGAGUUAGUUUGGGUCUUGGGACUUGAUUGUGGUAUAGAAGUUGAAAUUUGAGGCAAUUCCUAGAGCGAGAACUAAACCAGAGCUCUGGUUUUUCGGGUAAAAGGAUCUGCAGUGCUGAUCCGAGACUCAGGGAUAUCUGCGAUGUGCUUAGGUUUGAAGUGCUACCUCUGCGUGUAAGGUUUUUGGUUUCUUGUGGGUGGCUCCUCCCUCCUUAUCCCAAGUCGAAAAGAAAAUCAGACAUUAUUUUGUGAUAAAUUGAUCAGUAUAGCUGUUACCAAAUGGACCAAGUAAACACAUUCCUGACAUCAAAGGAAUUUGGCUUUUAAGAACCAUAUAAGAUAUGCGCUUAACAAUUUUCAGAAAUGAUACAUUUUAUUGAAAAAAAUUAAUACAUAAAAACAACUCUUGAGAAAGAGAUCUCUUCCAGUGUGUUCUAGGGAAUUUCACAAGAAGCUAUUUUUAUCCCAACCUCAGUUGGGGAUUAGAAACAAAACUUUUUUUUUACAACUUCAUUAAAAUAUGGAACACAUAUGCUUAAAAUCAAGAUGUGCAAUCCAGUGAGCUUUCUUCAGUUCUACUGAAGUGCACAUUUGUUACCAUAAUCCAUUGUUCAGAACAUCACGCUAAUAAGAGUACCUGUUGGAUCCAUCCAUUUAUACAUAAUUCCCACUCUCAUCUCGGACCCCAGGUAACUACUAAGCUGCCUUUAUUUAGUGUGUGUAUUUACGGAUGGCCUUUUCUAGUCAUUUUAUAUUGAUUGGUCUUUGUUUCCCGUUGACAUCGCAUUUUUAAGUUUAUGCAUGUUAUAGCCUAUGUGAUUUCUUUCUGUUAAAAUGUUAUUUGCUGGUUGUUUGUUGUUAGAUUUGAUAGUCUAUCACGUGGAUACUUCAUCCAUUACCUGUGAGAACAUAUUCUCUUCUUUCUCCUUAGGCAGCUGGCUGCUAGGAACAACACUGUGAACAUAGGGUGAAAGUUGGUGUAGACAUUAAUGUUGAUUGUUUUUCUUGGUAGACAUCUAUAGGUAGAGUUUCUGUAAAAACUUUAAAAAUGUAAAUUUCUGUUUAACUUCUUAGGAAAUUACCAAAUUGUUUUCCAGUGUGACUGCGUCAUUUUAAAUUCUGGCCAGUCAUAUGUGAAUGUUCCGUUUUCUUUCCUUCUGUGCUCAAUCUUUAAAAACUCUUCAUCAUCCUGGUGAAGUGGCAUUUCCAUAUGCUUUUAGCUUGCAUUUCCUGACGACUAAUGUCACCAUGUGCCCAUUCCUCAGCCUUUCACGUGUCUCUGAGUUCUUCAAAUGCCUUAGCUAUUCAAAAGUCAGGAUGGUUGAGUUAUAACAAGUUCUUCAUCGACAUACAUCCCUUUUCCAGCAUGACCUUCAUCUACAUACGGUCCCUUCUCCAGCAUGAACUUUCUAUCACCGUGUACUAGAAGGAAACUAUAAACCCCACUGCAGAAUGUUUAUCAACAACUAAUAUUUUAGCCUGAAAGGCAUUCAAUCUGGCCUAGCACCCACAUACUCAAAUCUGUUUUUAGAUGGUCAGGUCAUCUAAAGGCUUUAAGUUGAUAAUUAUGACUCCUCAUAGCAUUGCUUUUUAAAGCUUUACUUGGCAUUUCUGUUUAUAGAGAUAAGUAUUUUCAUCAACUCCAUGACACAUUUUAAAACAAAGUCCUUGUUCUUUAGAACGACUUAUAGUGAGUUUCUAUAUAGAAAUUUCUUUUGAGCACAGGAUAGGGCAAAGCCCCUGUCCGUAAAUUUGCUUUAUUCUUUUUACUUUAGAAUUGCUUCUGAUGUAAACUAGGCAUACCGUAAAGUGAACCAUCCUGAUGUUUCCGGUUGAGUGAUCUGUGUUGCACAUUUGCAGUUGACCUUCAUCCCCAGCGCUUUUGCAUCCUCCCACACUCAACUCACUGAGCGUGUAUUGUCUGUCUGCUUUUCUCCCAAGCUCCUGGUCCUCACAAUUCUACUUCCUUUACACAUCUGGCUCUUGUUAGUCCCUGACAUAAGUAAUGACGCAGUGUGUGUUUUUGUGUGUCUGCGUUAUCUCACUCGGCAUGUCAUAUUUGCAGGCAUUCAAGGAAAUUUUCCGCUUGAUUUGCUAGCACAGAAUAUCUUAAACUCUUACAUCAUCCAGUUACUAUUGAUAAAAAAGAACACAAUGUCGUUACAUGUGCUCGGUCUCGUUGGCUCCAUAACCUAGUCACCUGCAUGUGCGUACUGAAACACUUGAGCAGAUGUCUGCUUUCAAAAGCUGAGUAAGAACACUUACAGCUCAAAUCAGACCCGGAAAUGAAGCAACGAGGCAGAAGCUAUCUCUUGCCUGAAAAUGAUGACCUACCUGGUCUUUCAACUCAGCUACAAUUUCAUCUUCUUGAGAGAAACUAAUCUUUCUGCUUAGCUGACAUUCCCUAACAGAUGAAAAAAAAAACAUGUUUAAUAAAUCAGAAGUUUGAGAUCUGAGGCAAUGAAUUGGCUUCUCUUUGAAAAUUUUGGUGUUCUUUGAGACAAUACAAUCAAAGUUUUCCUUGGUCAGUGUCUUACACGGAUCAUUUAAAACGAAAAAAUACUUGAAAUUUUUCAAAUUUUCAGUCACUUGAUUUUUGAUAAUAGAAAUGUAUAUAUUCUGUGAGAAAUAUGUAAUUUGCUCAUGUUUACCCUGAGCAAAAUUGUUAAAUGGUGUAGUGUUUUCUGUUUCUGUGGAUAUUUUUCAAGCUGUCUUUUUUUUUUCCAAAGUUUUUGAGUGAAUUAUAGUAGUUGGCUUUACUUUUUUUCAAGCUGUCAUUUUUUUCCCCAAAGUUUUUGAGUGAAUUAUAGUAGUUGGCUUUACUUUUAUCUACCCAUAGUUCUAGUUUUUGCACGUGUGUGCAUGUGCAAGAGCCAAGCUACUUUAUAACUGACACACUUAGAAUCUGAAACGUGUUAAAAUGUUGUUAAAGGGAUUUUGGUUAGAAAUUUAGUUUAUUUAGCUGGUUUUGUGAAUUGUUUUUUACUAAGUUGAAAAGAGAUAUAGAUCUGGAAUAUCGUCUUCAGUAUUGCCUACUGUGUUAUCUUUAAUACUUGAACUCGCUAGCUUUUGUGUCUGCUGCUGCCGCUGUAAAUGCGACUGACCUUUGCCAGUGACCACGCACUGGGCCUUCUUUUAGUCCCCUUUCCCUCCUGUGCCACUUACAGUAAGAGCUUCUGUGUCUGCACUGAAUUCUGCCUUAGAAAUUUGCCUUUAACUAGACUUGAGCUAUUUUUCCAUGUAUUUUUACCUAGAGAGUAAUCACAAUUCCAGUGAGAAGCACCUUGGUUUGUGGCUAUGAAUUAUACACGUAAUGCUCAAACUCGUGCUAUCUGCAUAAUGCAUUAUGAUAGUCCAUCUGUACAGAGACAGCUAUCAUCUGUUUUAUCAAUGCUGCCUAGGUUGGUGACGUACUUGUGUGUCACUGAAAAACGCAUGCUCCUCUGCCCUGCUAACAGCAUCCUGUACGGUGCAGUAAAGUGAAUCAUAGUUCUACUAAAUAAAGUUGUAUUUAAUACAGAA
This is a messenger RNA of Microtus oregoni (creeping vole), 7676 nucleotides long. RefSeq names its product zinc finger protein 483 (gene Znf483). The record is from RefSeq and is a predicted model, not a curated record. Gene Ontology annotation, biological process: negative regulation of transcription by RNA polymerase II. Gene Ontology annotation, molecular function: DNA-binding transcription repressor activity, RNA polymerase II-specific. The transcript has 6 exons. The coding region runs from base 649 to 2814 and encodes 721 amino acids. Lineage: Eukaryota; Metazoa; Chordata; Mammalia; Rodentia; Cricetidae.